Dreissena polymorpha is the source of this 950-nucleotide messenger RNA. Its product is annotated as neuropeptide receptor 15-like. The coding region runs from base 180 to 950 and encodes 256 amino acids. NCBI's taxonomy places the organism in Eukaryota, Metazoa, Mollusca, Bivalvia, Myida, Dreissenidae. Gene Ontology annotation, molecular function: G protein-coupled receptor activity. The record is from RefSeq and is a predicted model, not a curated record. The transcript is spliced from 5 exons. Gene Ontology annotation, cellular component: plasma membrane. Gene Ontology annotation, biological process: G protein-coupled receptor signaling pathway.
AUUCAGACAAGGAGGCGUGUGUAGUAUUUUGUUGAUAUGUUUUAUUGAAGAGGAAAGCCAUACACGUUCGGAAUUAAACAUAGAGUUUUAACUGGACAAUAACGUUUGACUAGCAACAUUCUAACCAGUCAUACACCAACCGAGCUGCACCCGGUUCAUAUGAAAUAUCACCGGUUCAUAUGAAAUAUCAUAUCCUCAUCAUGAACGUGAGCAACUUCAGCUUCCCCAGUAAGGACCUGAAUUCGUCGUAUCAGACAGAUAGCUUGAGGGUGUACAGGGUGAUGUAUGAGUAUGUGCUUCCAAUAAUAGUUUUCGUUGGACUUGCCGGAAAUAUAUCGUCCAUAUACCUUAUACUGUUCGACAAGCAGAUGCGCAAAGUAUCCUCCAGUGUUUUUCUAACAUCCGUGCUGGCGGCGGAUACUGGGAUGCUUAUGAGCCUAUUUCUGGUCUGGAUUGAGUCACUGGGAUACCCCGUAAAUCACCUUCCCGCCGUGUGCCGCAUCAACGUCUAUCUCACAUACGUCUUUGGAUUCCUGUCCAUAUGGUAUGUGGUGUGCAUAACAGUUGAGACGUUCAUAACAAUUUGCCAUCCAACAAAGAUCAAACAAAUGUGCACGUUGUUCCGAGCACGUGCUGUUGCUGUGGUGCUUCUCGUCACGGCACUGGUUCUGUAUGCGGUGGCGCCAAUUAUCACCGAGGCACAAGGCGUACCUCAUUCAAAUUCCACGAAAAUGUGUUUGCCGAUUGCCAAAUACGCCCACUUACUGCAGCUGGUCUACUACGCCGACCUGGUGUUGACCCUGCUGGUUCCAUCUACUGUGAAAGUUAGCGUGGGAUCCGAUAAAAUUGACAGCCUAAAGGCGACGAGGCAGAACACGGCUCGAAAGUACGACAUCGAUGAGGCGUUACGAGAGGCCAAGUUUUGUGUGUUUAACAUUCAAGGACUGUAA